Molecule: messenger RNA, 351 nt
Organism: Cetraspora pellucida
Lineage: Eukaryota; Fungi; Glomeromycota; Glomeromycetes; Diversisporales; Gigasporaceae
Source: the annotation of a GenBank genome assembly
AUGGUUAAAUCAAAACUUGAUAAAAAAUAUUUUAAGAAAUCUCAAGAGUUUAAUGAUGAUAUAGAGCAAGUUGAGGAUAAUUAUAACAAUGUUGAUGAAUAUAAAAUACAAGAAAUCAAUAGUGCAAAUGAAAUACAAAAAGCUAAUAGUUAUCUUGAAGAAGUAAAAGAUCAUGAUUAUGAUAUAUUACAAGAGUUUUAUGAUGAUUUUAUACCAUUGCUAUAUGAUUCUAAAAUUAGAGAAUGUUCUAAAAACAUAUUAGCUUUAGAAAUUAUUGAAAUUAUAGACUUAGAUGAUGAUAUAAAUAAAGGUAGUGAUAGGCAAAUUAAAGAUUUUAAAAAACUCACAUAA